AUGACGGUUUCCGAGCUUUCGCCACGUCAUCGCGCGUGCGAACGUGCAGUCAGACCGCUCCGUCACUCGAGAGAACCAUGCCCUUUCGUUUCAUACCCGUGUAAAUAUAAAAACCUGGCCUUCUUCAUUUCUCUUUACUCCUUCUCCUUCAUUCCAACCUGCUCCAGUGGUCUCCCCCUUGUAGCUUCUUUAGAACCAAGGUUGAGCCAUAUCCACGGACCCCUGCGUCAUGGCUUGAUCCAAAUGGUUUUCUCCCUCCUGCUGUCCAACAACUAUUCUUCGUUCUGGAACGUCGAUGUGGGCCAAAGCCGUGGUGUGGCCGAGAUUCCUUCCCGGCCCUGGGGGAGAAUGAUCUUUCUUCGUAUGAGGCCGCAGAGAGACCGCAAUGUGUACGAUGAAGAUGGAAGGGCCUGGUAUGACAAUUCCAACUCGGCCAUGUCCGCUUGGCCUAGCAUCUUGGUUGCAUCUAUGAUCAGGGUGACGGCCCUAGUUUCACCUAGCCACAGUUGUGUUCAGAAUGACGACCCUGGCCAUGGCCAGAGCGACGGCCUUGAUUGCGAACUGGUCUCACUCGUGGCCAGAGUGACGUCCACACCCAUGGUUGGAAUGACGGCCCUGAUUUUGGCCGGUUGCACCCGUGUCCCGAGUGACGGCCCUGGCCGUGUCCGGAAUGACGGCCUUGAUUGUGACCCGGUCUUACCCAUGUCCAGAGUGGCGUCCGCACUCAUGGCUGGAGAGACGGCCCUGAUUUUAGCCGGCUGCACCCAUGUCCCGAGUGGCGGCCCUGGCCGUGUCCGGAAUGACGGCCUUGAUUGUGACCCGAUCUUACCCGUGUCCAGAAUGACGGCUCUGCCUUCGGUCGCGGCUAGUGAAACCGUAGGCGGUGGAGGGACCGCCUAG
Molecule: messenger RNA, 900 nt
Organism: Prunus armeniaca (apricot)
Lineage: Eukaryota; Viridiplantae; Streptophyta; Magnoliopsida; Rosales; Rosaceae
Source: the annotation of a GenBank genome assembly